Messenger RNA from Myotis daubentonii (Daubenton's bat), 595 nucleotides. RefSeq lists its product as uncharacterized. NCBI's taxonomy places the organism in Eukaryota, Metazoa, Chordata, Mammalia, Chiroptera, Vespertilionidae. The record is from RefSeq and is a predicted model, not a curated record. Bases 1 to 99 code for a protein of 32 amino acids. The transcript has a single exon.
AUGGCUAUAAUGCUGCUCUGCCUUCUACAGCUUGCUGCACCACUCUGUAGUUACUCUAUAACUGUACAUUUCUAUCUUUUUUGGUUAAACACUCCCUGAAGAUGAAAAAGAUAAUGAUAUACAUGCAUCCAUAUUGUACACAUUGAUAUAUGUGUAAAGAUUCCCUUCAUCUUUAUUUUGCCAGCUGGGCAAAAUUUUGUGUAACAUACUUCAUGAUACUUUGGUAUAAGAGUAAGUUCACUACUUUCAUAAUGAACCCAAAUCUAAAGGCUUUUGUAGUGUAUUUUAAAAGGGAAAACUUACCCAAAUGUUUUAUUUCUACACAUUUGUGUGUAUGUGUGUGUGUGUAUGUGUGUAUAAGCCAGUUAGUAUAUAUGUAUAUUAUGUACAUAAAACACUUUAUAUUUUUACAUACAAGUGUGCUUUUAUUAUACAGAUAAUAAAGAUGGGGGAAGGUUUCUGUUUUUUUCUUAAUAGGUGAAGAAAUCUUGAAGACCAGAAAUUGGAUCUUAUUGAAUUUUGGUGUUCUUUUUAUUUUUUCUCUUUCUUUUUUUCUUUUUAAAUUAUAUUGUUCGACUAUGGAAGAUGGAUUUUU